Molecule: messenger RNA, 501 nt
Organism: Chionomys nivalis (European snow vole)
Lineage: Eukaryota; Metazoa; Chordata; Mammalia; Rodentia; Cricetidae
Gene: Ceacam18
Product: CEA cell adhesion molecule 18
Source: RefSeq, a predicted model, not a curated record
UAUGUGAAUUCUGUACCAACUUUAGGCCGUAACCACAUGAGGAUUUCCCCAGAUGGUAAGACUCUGGCCAUCCACAGAGUCAGUCGCUAUGACCACAAUCUUCAGUGUGCCAUAGAAGAUUUCCCAGAAAUACUUCAGAGAAGUGAGGUGAUACCACUGAGUGUGGCCUACGGACCAGACCAUGUGUCACCGCAGACCCAGCCUGGUGUCUUCAAUGCUGUGCUGACUGCUGUCACUGGCACCAGUGUGCAAUCGGAAUGUGCCUGUUUCUUCAGGCCUGAACCCAAGUGUCUCAGAGGAGAGCAUGAGCUCCCUCUGUCCUGGGAGCAAAUGGGCAGCUGGUGUCCUGUGCAGACCCUGGAGACCCAGCUGGCCUUCUAGGAUGUCACCAUUCAGAGGCCUCGAUCCUUGAUAAUAUUUAUCAUCAUAUUGGCGUCCCUGGGCACCUAUGUCUGUGGAAUCCUGGUCUACACCCUGAUUAUGUUUUGUUCCAUCAGGUGA